This is a messenger RNA of Botrytis cinerea B05.10, 4239 nucleotides long. RefSeq lists its product as hypothetical. Gene Ontology annotation, biological process: fungal-type cell wall biogenesis; transmembrane transport. The transcript has 4 exons. Lineage: Eukaryota; Fungi; Ascomycota; Leotiomycetes; Helotiales; Sclerotiniaceae. The record is from RefSeq and is a predicted model, not a curated record. Bases 1229 to 3919 code for a protein of 896 amino acids.
GCAAUUCAAUUCAAUUCAAUUCAAUUCAAUUCAAUUCUUCUUCCAUUUCUCGACUAUCGGCUCCCCAAAGUUAAAGUAGAGAUACGAGCUCGCGGUCGUACCCCUGGCUCUGCUUUACGGCAUCACCAUCACCCUUGCCAUUCUUUCCACAGACAGACCCAAGUUGAACCCAGAGAGUCCUCAUCGCCCGAAACCCCCCCAAGCACUUGCGUUGCGUGCUCUGCUACCUAGGUACUUGUCAGUUUGCCGCUCUGUGUAUUGCCUCAAAUAUCGACCGACUGCCACCUGCCACCUGCCACUGCCACCUACUACCUCGUGCCUCAUACCUACUACUAACCUUCAUCGUGCCCAUCUCAAUCUCAACAUCGCUGCGCAAUUGAUUGAUUGGCAGGAAAGCGACGCAAAACUCAACAUUCAGAGGUGUAAACGUCAAGAGAACAAGACAAGGAACAAGCAGAAGUACCCAAGUCAACCCUAAUCCACUGCUUCCGACUUUCCGAUCCAAGACUAUCGAAAAAAAGACCAAUACCCAGAACCAUCCAAAUCCAAGGAUUCUCCAUUAUUCCAGUUAUACCCACUUUGUUACAGUUUCUGAGCUUGUCUCCACCAAGAUUGCCUUCCUCUCUGUUUCCACCAACCUAAAUUCUAACACCUUUAACACCGCCGUAUCUCUACCUCUCUAGAGAAAUACCACCCCCUCUGUCGUUCUUAUCCACGGAUAGAAGCCGUGUGUGUAUCCUACUCGAUUUGCCACUGUCGCUCGCUGCUUAACGCUAUGAUGAACAACUGUUAGGGAAUCAUUGAACAUGAUACCUGGUUAUCUUGACUCCAAUCCUCUGAGUCGUGGUUGAUUUAUAAAUUGACAUUGCUGGCGACACCGCGCGGAUUCACAUCUCUGGGCGAAAUACCUCUCACCACAAAUUCAUUAUCUUUUCGCAACAUCUUUACGAUAUCCUCUACUGCUACGAGCGCGGCCAUUGAUCUACGUCAUAAAGCGCAUAUUCGAGAGCGUUGAUCUCUCGAUCCAUUGGGUUGGAGGCUAGGUGAGCUACGUCUUUACAUUGAGGGGUUCCCAGAGACAGUCGAUCACAGUACCUCCCUCAACCACAAAUACCAAACGUACUCGUUCUCGACCAAUAUUCGAAAACACCCUUUGAUACGGGAGUUUCUCAUACGCCUGUUUACCUGCGAAAGUUUCCAUAUAUCAAUUAAUCCAGCCGUCUUGACGAUGGCGCGAAAACCUUCCCUCAUGGCCUCAUGGUCCACCGCGCUACUAUCUUCCCUCGCCAUUCUUAAUACCAUUUCUCCAGUCUCUGCGGAUUCAGGUGACACAUAUGUUAUAGGGAAAGACUCUUCAGGAGCGAAAGUUGAAUUACUUAGCAGUCGAACACCGGCGUUGUUCACAGGGAAUUUUGGAGAUUGCAUGGGUGGACAGAGUUUAAUUAAUGUUACGACAUUCGACGCGGCUUACUACGCCGAUAAUAUGACCGUUUUAUUUCAUCUCGCUGGUAACACGAAUUUACAAAAUGAGUCGGUAAUGAUACAUAUUGGUGUGCAAGCUUAUGGAGAGGACAGGUUCGAUUUGACCUUCAAUCCAUGUAGCGCAAAUUUUGCUAGUCUAUGUCCCAUGAAUAGCAGCAAGCCAAUCAGCGGCGAGGCCAUUAUUCCAGUAUCUGCAUCUGAAGUAUCCGGAAUUCCUGCUAUUGCGCUGGUAAUCCCAGAUUUUGAAGGAUCUGCUACUUUGCGGGUAUUUUCGAAUAGUACACAAACUGAGAUUGCUUGUUUCCAAGCUGUCAUGAGGAAUGGAGCAUCGUUUUCCCACCCAGCUGCUGUCAGCUCAGUCCUGGGCAUCUUCACGGCAAUCGCUGUGUUUUCUUCGUUUGCCACGGCCAUAUAUGGAGUCAGCAUACCGCAUAUUCGAACUCACUAUGCCCAUUCCCUGUCAGUACUGGUGGUAUUUGAAGUUUUCCAAUCGAUCUUCCUAUCUGGGGCUUUGUCAGUGGCUUGGCCAAGUGUUUUACCGGCAUUUUGGAGUAAUUUUGCUUGGUCGGCAGGUUUGAUUUACACCCCAUCCAUCAUCAAGUCAGUUAAUAGCUUCACUGGAAUAUCUGGAAAUUCAAGUCAGGUCGGUGGUGCCGGGUCUUCUACUAUCAACAACAACGGCGGAUUGCAACAGCAAAUCUAUGGACGUUCUUUGACAAAGCUGCAAGAGUAUAGUCAUUCGUCCAAGAUGGCCAGGGGAAAUGAGAUGGUGAAGAGAAUGGGAACGCUGGCCAAACGUGCUACUAGCGACAAUGCUACUAAAGGGUAUGAUUGGAAUGGAGUCCCCGUUGGAGUAGGGCUGCCACCCCCUGGAACCUGGUCCAAUUUUACCGGAACACUCGCCAACGUUGAUAUUCCGGCACAGGAUGCUUUCUUAGUUAGUUUCCUAUGGUACCUAAUCUUGAUUGUUAUUCUUGUUGCCUCUGCAGUUGCCUUCAAGUUUAUCUUGGAAGCAUUUAGCAAGAUGAAAUGGAUAAAGGAAGAUCGGCUUGCAUUGUUUAGGAACAACUGGAUCAAAAUUAGUGGAUUAAUUGUUCUGCGAUCAAUGCUUAUUGCAUUCUUCAUGAUAAUGACUUUGUCGCUCUACCAAUUUUCUUAUGGGGGCACAACAGGCAUAAUCGCAAUUGCGGCCAUCAUCUUCAUAAUAUUCUUCUUCGGAAUUUUGGCACUUGCCUUUUACGCUUGCUACUUCAGGCUUAGAUUCGGCAAUUAUGCCUCGGCUCCUGACCGAAUACAUUUUCAACGAAAGAAAGUGAUGAAGUUUCUCCCAUGGUAUGGAGCUGUAAGAGAGAGUAGCAUGGGGGAGAGCGAGACAGCAAAAACCUCUGGCUCUAUAUCUUUCUUCCGCUUGCACUACGUUGACCUAGACAAGGAGAGACAGAGUGUACACCAGGACGAGGAAUACACGAAGCGAUUUGGUUGGCUCUCAGCUCGAUAUAGAAGAACCCGUUGGUGGUUCUUCGCAUUCUGGGUUGUAUAUCAAUUCGUCAGAGCCUGUUUCGUUGGAGGUGCUCGUUCUAAUCCCGCAGCCCAAGUAUUUGGAAAUCUCGUGGUCGAGGUCAUUGCCUUCAUUGCUAUUAUUUGCCUCAACCCCUUCGAGGGUGCCCGCAAUACAGCCUUGGCGGUUUACAUGCUUGGUAUCAGUAAGGUUGCUACUGCAGGUCUAUCGGUCGCAUUCCUCCCACGAUACAAUGUUGCACGCAUUCCAACCACAGUCAUUGGGGUCAUUAUAAUUGUUAUUCAAGGUUUCUUAACCAUUGGCUUGCUAAUACUCAUCGUUCUCGGAGCCAUCUCAAGCUACAUGUCGAUCAUGCGUAAUCGUGAGGAGUUCAGGCCACGCAAUCUACAAAAUAUUCGCACAAAGUAUUUCGAUCACCUGGAACUGAAAGCUGUCGAUCUUCCACCUCCACCCCCACCGGUCCCCGAGGAGCCCAAGGAACCAUACUUCAGCGUUACCCAAGUUCGUCGAGCCCCUAAGAUCGAAGAUGAGGAUACUGUGCCAGAGAUGCCGGAGAUGAGAGGAAAUAGAGAUCCAAAUCCAUCACAACCCUCAUUACCUACAGCUUCUCGAAGCAGAGCCACUAGUAUGCGCAGUCAGCAUUCAGGAUAUGGUAGUGUGCCAUAUGGAGCGCGUGUCCAUAGAGCAAGCUGGAGUUCCAGAGAAUUUCAAAACUGGCAGCAGGAUGAGAUUGCUAGAGGUGACUCCCCCUUCAAUGCGCCAUCGAGACAAGCGAGUAUGCAUCACACUAUUAACAACUCAACUUCUACGGCCCCACUUGUACACCCUAAGGUGUCGCAAACGAGCUUAAGGUCAAAUACACCGAAAAGGGAGAAAACGGCUCAAUACGCCGAUCAGAGAGUGGGCAAUGCCAGUUAGACACAGGGUUGAUCUGCAACGAAUUUAUGACGGGUGGAUAGGGAAAAUAAACAACUACACCGGGUGUAGUUUGGGCGUUAGGCGUGUAGCCUUCAUCGAAAUAUGCAAAGAUGAAGGCAUACUAUUGAAAUUAAUGGGUUUUGCAUUUUAGCUAGCAUCACCGAAGGAUCAUAGAUCUUAUAUUUGUUGAAACAUAAAGGCAUAGUUAUAGCAUGGUAUGAAGGGAGUUAUAAGGACCAUAGCGCAUACAUACCAAUCCUUGUGAGUUACUGCUCCGAGCGAGUAAAUUCAUUAACAAAAAUAACAAGCAACUUUCUACA